UAUAUAUAUAAAGGUGGGUGAGUGGGGCUUUGGCAUUGCCAUGGAGUAUUUUGGUGGCAGUGAUAUAGCAACUAAGUAGUAGCUGGUUAAGUGAUGGGUAGGCAACCUUGUUGUGACAAGCUUGGAGUGAAGAAAGGGCCUUGGACAGCUGAGGAAGACAAGAAAUUAGUCAAUUUUAUUCUCACACACGGCCAAUGUUGCUGGCGUGCUGUCCCCAAGCUCGCCGGACUCCGCCGCUGCGGCAAGAGCUGCCGUCUCCGCUGGACUAAUUACCUCCGCCCUGACUUGAAGAGAGGUCUUCUUAAUGAAGCUGAAGAGCAACUAGUAAUCGAUCUUCAUGCUCGUCUAGGCAAUAGGUGGUCCAAGAUUGCUGCAAGAUUGCCUGGAAGAACGGAUAAUGAGAUCAAGAAUCACUGGAAUACCCACAUCAAGAAAAAGCUCAUUAAAAUGGGAAUCGAUCCAGUUACACAUGAGCCUCUCAAUAAACAAGUCAAUCCACAAGAACUUGUACCUUAUGAUCAUCACAGUUCUAAUAACUCUCAUGACCAUCGAGAUCAAAAGCUACCAAAAACUAAUAACUGUGACCAUUCCUCCUCCAGUGACAACUCUAGUACCCCACCUGAAAACUGCUCCAUAGACGAAUGCAGGUCAACGAAUCCUAACAGCGAUGAUGAUCCUUUGAUGAAUUAUAUUUUAUCGGAGACAUUUCUUGAAGAUUCAACGUGGAACUUUCCCAUGACUAGAGAAGAAUAUUGUGAAUUCGGAAAGUCUUCUUCGUCAGAAGGUAACUCUCCAUGGCUUUUAGACCUCAAGAAUAUUGAAGACGAUCACCACUUUGGAUUUCUUGACUGUUUUAGUGAAAUGGACUUGAAGAUGCUAGACCUUUGAUGACAAGCAAUCGCAAGGGAGCUAGCAUUAUCGCAGGAAUUCAGAAAUUAGAAACUCCAGCUUCUUGAGUUUCAAUUAUCUUGUUUUCAAUUUAUUUUUGGAGUAAUGCUAUACACACCAUCCAACAAAGUAAAUAUCGCCUCUAUUUAGGUAUCAUAUUUAUUGGCAUAAGUUCGUGCUUCAUAGAUGAGUAUGAGCCAAUACGAAUAGUAUUAUAACAUAAAUAUUUGGUGGGAAAUUAAGAUGGUUUAAAAUUCUGAUAUGAUACAUAGCACUUCCAAACAUUCAAAUCUUGAAAAGAAUAAGAGAAAAACAAAGUACAAUGACUACAAGUGCCUCCAAAUAAUUUCAGUUGGCUAGUGUUUUUCUAGGAAAAUGUUUAAGAUUAAAGAUGGUUGCUUAGGAGGGGGUUGGUGAGAAGGGAUAUUCCAUGUAGCCCAAAUUGUGAAGAUACGUAUCUCUUUUCUUAUCCUCACAACCUUUUUCCAAUUAGCCCAAGUCGUUUAAGAUACUGAAGAAAUAAAGACUAUAGCUUUAUCCUAUGAUUGGCUGUAUAAAUUACAGAUUAUGUUCCUGAUCUUUAGUUAGCAUGUAUGAAUAUCACCCCACUCUGAAUUAAAAGAGUUGUGUGGUUGAAGGCUUUGAACCAGAGAAAUCUGUCCGUCCGUAAUUAUGCAUAAUCUCAAGAAUCGGAAAGCUGAUUUGACAUUGUAUAUAAAGAAUAAUAUUUUCUCUUUA
Messenger RNA from Ricinus communis (castor bean), 1626 nucleotides. Its product is annotated as MYB-like transcription factor ODO1. The record is from RefSeq and is a predicted model, not a curated record. NCBI's taxonomy places the organism in Eukaryota, Viridiplantae, Streptophyta, Magnoliopsida, Malpighiales, Euphorbiaceae. Bases 94 to 888 code for a protein of 264 amino acids. The transcript has 2 exons.